Molecule: messenger RNA, 630 nt
Organism: Penicillium psychrosexuale
Lineage: Eukaryota; Fungi; Ascomycota; Eurotiomycetes; Eurotiales; Aspergillaceae
Product: DASH complex subunit DAM1
Exons: 4
Coding region: 1-630 (209 amino acids)
Biological process (GO): mitotic sister chromatid biorientation
Cellular component (GO): mitotic spindle polar microtubule; mitotic spindle pole body; DASH complex
Source: RefSeq, a predicted model, not a curated record
AUGGACGCACCUCGGUCAUCCUCGCGCCCGAGACCCUCAUCCAGGCCCACAACCCCUCUACGCCCAAGCUCGCGAUCUUCACUACGAGAAGCACACGGAUAUGGAAAUAGCAUUGGAAAUGCAGGAUACACACAACCUGCCAUCAAUGCCUUGGAGCCGCAGUUCGCCGAGCUGGCCGAUUCGAUGGCAGAUCUCGAGGCCAACUUCAUGCACUUGCAGUUGAUGCACGAGAGCCUGACGCGCUUCAGUGAGAGUUUUGCCAGUUUCCUCUACGGAUUGAAUAUGAAUGCAUUCUGUGUGGAUUUUCCAGAGGCUCCGAUUCCGGACUCGUUCAAAAAAGCCAACCAGGAUGAAGAAGAAGAAAAAGGCCAUCCAGAGAUGGAAUCAGAACGAACACGAGCGCUUGAUGACGGCGAAAUGACUUUUAUGACUACGGACACGACUUUUGUUGAGAAUCCCCCGAGCACCACCUCCUCCUCUAGACCGACGUCCAAGUAUGCUGCGGGCUCAAGGGGAACGUCGCGUGGCACUGCUCGUGGUACAGCAAGCAGCCGGUAUACUACACGAGGCACUGCGCGCGGUGGGCGUGCUAGCGCACUGCCUCGGGGCAGAGGGACUGGGACUCGGUAA